AUCUUGUGAAGCUAAGUGAAAGAGAAGGACCGCAUGUGAACUAGCUUCAACUACUACAUCAAAGUCUGUCUCACUACGGUCUCACUCUUACUAACUCCUGAAAUAAAUGGCCACCUUUUGCACCCAUUGUGGCGCACAUGGGCCCGUGUGCGCGCGCUCGUUCCCGUGCAGGACUGCAAAUUCCACCUUAAAAGCCUCCUCGAGUGAAACUUUUCGCUUGCAACUCCGUUGGUCCACCUUAAGCGCACACGCAAACGCAGGAGGCGUACAGCGAGGUUUCCGCUUCUCAGUUGGGCUCGGACCGCGGCUCACGAAAAAACACCGUGUGUAACGUACAAGGUUGGCGCACCAAGGUAAGAAAAAACAGCGAGAAGAAAGCGAACCAACCGAGCAAAAAAGAUGUCUGAAUCCAAGUACCGCGAGUGGAUCCUGGACACUAUCGACUCGCUGCGGUCACGGAAAGCCCGGCCGGACUUGGAGAGGAUUUGCCGAAUGGUCCGGAGACGACACGGGUCCGAGCCUGACCGAACCUGCGCGGAACUGGAGAAACUGAUUCAGGAGCAAACCGUGCUGAAAGUUAACUACAAGGGCUCUAUUUCAUACCGAAACGCCGCCAAGGUUCAGCGGAGAAGCAGAAAAAAGGACGAUGUAACGUUAACAACGGCUGCGAGAAGGAGCGCGGUGGAAGAAGCCAGUCAUUCUGACUUGAGCAACGGGGACAGCGCUUUCGGUGCCGUGGACCAGGACGAGGAGGAUUUGGAGGCUGACACUUCUAUGGCAAUGGACACAGACAGUAAUGCAGAUGAGGAGGGGGCUGAUGAGAGCCGGGAUGGGCAGGAUGGACCCUCUCCUGGCCGCUCAUAUGAAGACACCGCCGUGCACUGUUCGUCUGUGCGAGCCGUCUCUGCCCCCUGCUCCCCCACUGGCACUCGGCCUGGCCCCGGCUCCGGCCCCGGCCCAGGCUCCAUCCCUGGCUCCGGCCUGGACUGUGCCUCUUUCCAGAAGGCUGGUGAGAGGCCCAGCUCCUUGCCCCCCUCCAGCCCCAGGGCCCUCACACACAAUGACUGGGCCUAUCAUUCUGCUGUCUGCCCAGUGGAGCGCCAGCACCCAGGAAUGCAGAGAGACAAAGCAGCAGCAGCAGCAGCAGCAGCCAUGAAGCCAGCAGUCCACUCUGAAACCACCAGCCCCUGCACUUUAAAGAACAACGUGAAGAAAGAAGAUGGAGGCAAGGCGGUGGAUAGUGGCCUUUCAUCUGACCAGCUGGUACCAGACUAUGCAGCAGGGCAGGAUGAAACCAAGAAAGCAUCUGUUGGAAGACCACAGGCACUGUUGUUGUCAUCUGACAACUGUACAUUAAAGAACAAGAUAGAAAUAUCCUCCUUCACACCAACUGAAGACGGUCUUCUGAAUGGUGGUAAAGGUGAUGAAGUCUCUGUGAAGAAGGAGAAGAUGAGCCAGAACUUAAUGCUGUGGACUGUGGCAGAUGUGGCCAGUUACUUCUCAGCUGCAGGCUUUCCAGAGCAGGCUGUGGCGUUUCGAACGCAGGAAAUUGAUGGGAAGUCCCUCCUCCUUAUGCAGCGCAGUGACGUGUUGACCGGUUUGUCCAUCCGACUCGGCCCCGCCCUCAAAAUCUACGAGCGCCACGUAAAGGUGCUGCAGAGGACCCACUUCCUGGAAUGUGAAGACCUCUGAAGUGGAGAUUCACAUUACAGACACAAAGACAAUGCUGCAUUGACCCAAACGUGCAUGCAGUGCCCUCUCCCAUCUAGAUCCUACCACCCACCUUCAUAUACAGAAUAUGUAGAGGGUGAGUGGAGGGGAGGCUGCGGUGGAAUAAACUUUCACUGUGAGAAUGACCAGAAACUGAAAGACAUUCAUCCUACCUCUCAUUACGGUCUUUAGUUUUCAAGUUUUUUCAUUUCACCCAUGUGGCUGUUCGAUUGCAUCGUCGAGGGAACAGACUGGUACGUUCAAAGUAUGUUUUAAAGUGGAGGAGCAAUGACCUUUCCUGCAAGAUGGAUAAUGCAGCCACUGAAGGGGACUGAGCCCUGCACCAAGUGGACCACCUUUGGGCUAAUGUACCCACAGAGACAAGCUGCACUGCGUAGUGCUUCAAGCGAAGCGCUGUCACAGUUUUUGGUCCACUAGAAAAUGUCGGCUUGGCUGUGACUCUCAAAAUUUCACCCUGCGUCCUCGCUCGAUUUGUUAUGGUACCUUCUGUUAGUCCGGGACCUCUUUGUAAGUCACACAGAUAAACACAAAGCGCAUCUCUUGUGAGUUUUCCUUUGAUUUCGUUAAAUGAAUUGUCAUCAAAGUGCUGGGGAAGACAGACUAUCUACAUAUCUGCAUAACAAAGUCUGAUUCCUGACUUACCAUGCCUCCGAUAGCUGCUGAUGUUGGAGUGUGUCUCUGUAACACAGAGAUAUGACCAAUAUGAAAUACUACUACCUGCUGGAAAGGCAAUAUGUUGUGUUUUUUCUUUUUCUAUCCUAUUUAGAUUUGACUGUGGUCCAAUUUAAUACGGUUGCAUUUAGGGGAACAACUGCAGAGAGAGGUAACCAGGAAAGGUGCAGCCUAAUGGAAUUUGCUUUCAUACAUAAGCAAAAUAAAGUAAUAAACUUUGGGAAAUGUUAUUGUAAUACUGAAUAUAUUCAAUACUGCUGCUCAGUGCCUGUUUACAGAGCAGAUAUCUUGAUCAAAUGCAAUAUUUUAUGUUUUCAUCCAUUGAUAAUUUGUCCAGUGUCUCUUUUUAAUGUAAGCCAGCCUCUUGAAUUGUAACAUUCCAUGUGAUGUAGUCUACAUCUCCAACAUAUCUCCUCCCCUUUUUAUCUGUAACACUGACAUUCUUCCAGAGUCACAAAUAAAGCUUGUGUCUCUCUGUUCAGUUA
Messenger RNA from Centropristis striata (black sea bass), 2888 nucleotides. RefSeq names its product sterile alpha motif domain containing 1a (gene samd1a). The transcript is spliced from 7 exons. Gene Ontology annotation, molecular function: protein binding; DNA binding. Bases 400 to 1692 code for a protein of 430 amino acids. Lineage: Eukaryota; Metazoa; Chordata; Actinopteri; Perciformes; Serranidae. The record is from RefSeq and is a predicted model, not a curated record.